Salvelinus sp. IW2-2015 is the source of this 3746-nucleotide messenger RNA. The record is from RefSeq and is a predicted model, not a curated record. NCBI's taxonomy places the organism in Eukaryota, Metazoa, Chordata, Actinopteri, Salmoniformes, Salmonidae.
AUGGCGUCCAAUCACUGCUCAAUUGGUAUCAAGGGACUGAACGUGUGCCAGGAGAACAUUCCACACCACCGCCAUCAUCCUGAUUCGCCCAGGGCUCAGACAAGGCGAACGAUCGAAUGCUGCGAUACAGACUUCUGUAAUCGGGACCUGCAGCCCACAUUACCUCCCCCAAUGGACAUGGUGAGUGCCCAUUGGCUGGCUUUCCUUAUAUCAAUGACUGUGUGCUGCUGCACUCUCAUCUGCAUCACGGUAGUCUGUUACUACAGCUUUAGCAUGUGUACUGAUCUGUGUGUGUGUUCCUGCCAGGUACAAGUGCAGACGGAGAGGCAGCGGUACCACCGGGACCUGGAGCAGGACGAGGCCUACCCUGUGGGAGAGUCUCUCAAAGACCUCAUCAACCAGUCCCAGUCCUCUAGCAGUGGCUCUGGGCUCCCCCUGCUGGUGCAGCGUACCAUUGCCAAGCAGAUCCAGAUGGUACGCCAGACGGCAAGGGCGCUACGCGAGGUGUGGCUGGGCCGCUGGCGGGAGAGGAAGGUGGCCGUCAAGGUGUUCUUCACCCGGGAGACCAGCUGGUUCAGAGAGACUGAGAUUUACCAAACUGUGCUCAUACACGAGAACAUACUGGGUUUCAUAGCGGCAGACAUCAAGGGUACCGGGGCCUUCACACAGCUCCUCCUCAUCACAGACUACCAUGAGAACGGCUCCCUGUACGACUACCUGAAGUUCACCACGCUGGACACCCAGAGCCUGCUGCGACUGGCCUACUCCGCUGCCUGUGCCCUGUGCCACCUUCACACGGAGAUCUACGGCACCCAGGGCAAGCCGGCCAUCGCCCACCGAGACCUCAAGAGCAAGAACAUCCUGAUGAAGAAAAAUGGAACCUGCUGCAUCGCUGACCUGGGUCUGGCUGUCAAGUUCAACAGUGAUACCAACGAGGUGGACGUUCCUCUGAGUACGCGGGUGGGGACCCGGAGGUACAUGGCCCCUGAGGUGUUGGGAGAGACCCUGAACAAGAACCACUUCCAGGCCUACAUCAUGGCUGAUAUAUACAGCUACAGCCUCAUCAUCUGGGAGAUGGCCCGCCGCUGUGUAACAGGAGGCAUAGUGGAGGACCACCAGCUGCCCUACUAUGAGAUGGUGCCGGCAGAGCCGUCCUUUGAGGACAUGCUGGAGGUGGUGUGUGUGAAAGGGCUGCGGCCCACCGUGUCCAACAGGUGGAACGGUGACGAGUGUCUGAGAGCCAUGCUGAAGCUGAUGUCUGAGUGCUGGGCCCACAACCCCGCCUCGCGCCUCACCAUCUUACGAGUCAAGAAGACCUUGGCCAAAAUGGUGGAAUCGCAGGACAUCAAGAUUUGAUCCUUUUCCCCCCUACAUACUCAACACAGCCUGACCUAGAGACAGAACUCCCCAGUGUGUCCUAAUGCUGAAUGUGUCACCUCUGUUCAGUUGGCAGGGGAGGAGGAACAGGGUAUGGGAGAAAAAGGACCCUGUUGUCACAGGGCCUUGGGCAUAGGGCCUUAACCUCCAUGAGUCUCUAUCACCACAACGGACAGAUGCUGCUGCCAGAGGUUCUUUCCCUUAUUCCCUCCCUGGCCAGAGGAGUUCUUGGUCAACGUGCUGCAUUGAAUGCUUUCUGUGAAAGUCAAAACAUGACAUUGUGUGUGGAGGGGGAUGGCAUUUUCCUGCUCACAUGUUGAUGGGCAGAAAGGAAUAUGAUGGAGGAACCUUUGAGCCUCACUUCAAACCAAGACACUGCCCUCGCAAGCGUCACCUGCCAAUUAUGUUCAAUUUUUGCCUGUAAACGUUUUAUGCCAACAUUUUUUCUCUUCAGGACAGUCUUCUCCUGCCAUAUUAAAAUGUCUCUCGACUCUUAAGUAGAUUAAUUACGAAAUACAAAAUAAGGUACUAUAAUUAUAUGUGAAUUUAAUAUGUAAAUAUAUUGUAUCGAUAGAUGCCGUGCCUACUCAAAAAAAAAAGAACAUGCUGCAAUGGUAUUCACGUCCAGUGGUCUUCAAACGGGACCUGCUUCAAGAGCUACGAGCAAUCCAGACAACCAAGGACGUUGUAAGAGGGGAUAACUGACUUGCCUUAAAUCAACUUGUCACUGUGCUUCCUAYAACAAACCUCAACUCAGUAACUUGUCAAAAAAAAUCUAUGAUCUGACACACAAAAAAGACGUCUGGUUAAAAAAACAUAUUUAAUGCAAAAUUGUAUUCAAAUGACAUUUGUGAAUAGGGAGUUUGUGUCCCAUCAUCUCUCUAUGCUUACCUCUUCUUCAUAUGUGUUAUCUUGUGUAUGUUCUGUAUGUCUUCUGGGAGGAAAGUUCAGAAUACAAAAAUGGCAUAUUUUGGCCCUCAUGAAGCCUAUGCAAAGGUGUGCAGCUUAGAGGGCACACAUCAAUUAGGCCUUUCUAAAAACGAUUAAUCUGACAUUUCUGCUGUCCCCACGCCCCACUGAUUCUUGUCCACAUUCAUGGAUCUAAGAUGAACCCCCCCCGCUCUUCUCUUGCUUUUCAUUCCAUUUUGAGUUGCAGAUAUAUAUAUAUAUAUUCAUUAAGUGGCCAACUUUCAUAUUGCCAAACAUCAUGUGAGCUCAGCCGUUGAACUGUACCAUUGACUAUGAUGGUUGCAUUGUGCCGUAAUGGUUUGUCAUCGGGCUCACAAGAAGUCCACAUUAGUUCAGAAAAUAUGCAGUAUUUUACUAACUUAAAGUACAAUUAUAUAGCUUACUCAAUGCUAUGGUAAAUGGCAUAUUUAUUUUAACUAAAUGUUAUUUUUAGCACGUCAGAGCUGUAAUGCCAUUGCAGUUUGUUGAUCCAUCAAGCUUCCUCAGGUUUGUGUGACAGAAUUACAGUCAAGUACAGAGGGAUCAUACAGUAGAUGCAACACUGAAGUGAAACCACUUCCGCUUGCUUUGGGACACAUGCAAAUAUAUACAUAUUUGCAGGUUUCCUCAGUGAUGUUAUCUGCGGGCCAGUGCAGAGGGUAGAGCAAGCCCAUGGGACACAUGCAAAUAUAUACAUAUUUGCAGGUUUCCUCAGUGAUGUUAUCUGCGGGCCAGUGCAGAGGGUAGAGCAAGCCCAUGUAUGACAAUUUCCCACAAGAGGAACUGCAUUUCUACAUUUAGAACUUCAUACAGGUAUGAAAUGAAAACAAAUAAUAUCCUUGGCUGAACCACUUGUCCUCAACUCUUGACCGUUUGUUUGCCCGUGUAAUGAUGAUGAGGAAGCGUUGUCACAGAUCGUGCCCUUUGUUAACCGUCUUGCGUAGGAUCCAAGUCUUGGCCAGUGUAUUCUUAACUUUUUCUUCCAAGUCCCUGCUCCUAUUGUGUCUGCCUCUUAUCUAUCCAAUGUUUGCUUUAGCUUCCCUUGUGUCCAUACAAAUUAAGAAAAAAUAUCUUCUAGUGCUUGUGGGUUUGCGCACAUGUUAAGUGUGCAUGUCCGCUGAAAUCACGUGCAACCUAGUGUGUCAGGACAGUUUCUUUGUGAAUUAAGCUAACAGUACAUAUGGUAGAUAUUUAAGAAAUAUUUCACCCGAGCAGUAAAUAGUGUUUUCCUCUUUGUAAUAUGCAAGAAAACCAUAUAGAAUAAUCUCUAAUAUGUACAUCUUUAAUGUGUUUUUUUUAUACAGCAUCUGGUUAAAAGGUGCCUUUUUUGAGUUUACCAAGGAAAGAAAACGAUUCUGUUUCUGUACACAACCUGUCCAAUGUAUCAAUUUUAAAGUAAAUAACCUUAUUUUAGUACACAA